UUGGUCGCCGCUUUAAAAAAAAAUAAACAAUCAAGGGAGGUUUUUUUCCAGUCUGUGAGACCACUCAAUCUUCAACACGUCACGCUAGCAAACGUAAAUAAAUCGAAUUUUAUUGCUUUCUCUUUUAUUCUUUAAAAAAAAACUUAAAUUUCCAUAAUUUUCUAAAUUACCACCUUUUUAUAAUCCACAAUCCACAAUCCUCUUUCUUUUUUUUGUACUCUAAAAAAUGUCAGCCGUCGUCGAAAAGAUAGAGUCUGAACACAUCGGUGGCGUGCGGCUAAACGGCUGGGAGAUAACCAGCUGCCACAUGCCCAUCCUCAACAACACAUCGAUCGAGGAGUACGAAAAGGAACUAGGCUUUAACGUGCCCGAGAUGAUAUUCGGCAAUAAUUACCUGCGCAUACACCACCUCACCAGCGGCCACACCCUGGAGCUACAAGCUCUGGAUGCGCUCAAGAUGGUCGACACCAGCCCGCAGUCGGCCAAAUCUGUGCAGGUGAGUAUUGCCCAGGGCUGGUCCGAAUCCAGCAAGCGCAACCGCAGCGACAUCACUGAUGUAAUCAAGCCCUUUGACUGGACUCUUUCGACAAAAUACAGAGGAACAUCAACUGGUGGUCUGGCCUUUGAACCAUCCAAAACAGGCAUUGACUAUGCCAAGUUGAUGGUGAGGGAGGAAAUUCACUUUUACGAUGAGAACGUCCUGUAUGAAGACGAUUUGGGCGAUAAUGGCAUAUCACAGCUCUCCUAUAAGGUGCGGGUCAUGCCUUCGGGGUUUUUUGUGCUGCAGAGGUUCUUUAUGCGCGUCGAUGGCGUGAUUUUCAGGAUAUACGAUACCAGGUUUAGCACGCGUGAAUGUGCCUUCGAGGAUCAUGAUGAUGAGGAUCUGUCUUUGCUCAACAAUAUUUCGUUUGUCGAUGGUGCUAUGAAGGACCCAAAGAUUGAGUGCGAGGUGGCGUAUGUGUAGUUUGAAGCAGUUGAACUUCACAGCUUGUAUUUUUGCACUAAUUAGUUGCAAUAAAUUAAAUUAAACCAC
Messenger RNA from Kickxella alabastrina, 1033 nucleotides. Its product is annotated as TIP41-like family-domain-containing protein. Lineage: Eukaryota; Fungi; Kickxellomycota; Kickxellomycetes; Kickxellales; Kickxellaceae. Gene Ontology annotation, cellular component: cytosol. The record is from RefSeq and is a predicted model, not a curated record. The coding region runs from base 227 to 964 and encodes 245 amino acids. Gene Ontology annotation, biological process: TOR signaling. The transcript has 3 exons.